AUGCAGAACACAACCUGUACCGAGGACAGAAUUCAGCACGCUCUGGAGAGAUGUCUGCAUGGACUCAGCGUAUCGCCUGGCUCCUCCUCUUCCUGGACAGCCGGGCUGUGUCUGAAUUAUUGGAGUUUGGAGGAAUUGGUGAAUCGCGAGGCUGCCAAUCACAUUAUACUGGCGGAGAAGAUCCUGGACAGGACCAGAGAGGCCCAAGAAAAGUGUGAAUACGAACUCCUCGCCCCCUUGGCUCUGAUGUUCCAUUUUGCUGUUCUUUCGGCUCCCUGGAUCCCUAAAGAUUGUGACCUUCUUCUGAAAGCCUUCGAGACGUUCCACGUCUUCCUCACCUGGCCGGCUCCGUAUUGUGACAUCUAUCAGGAGCUCCUCAGCUUCAUCAGUGAAGAACGAAAAGCUCCAGGAAUUUCCUACCAGCGCCUGGUGAGGGCAGAACAAGGUCUCCUGACUAAAUCCUCCCUGCCCAGCAUCCUAACGGUGCUGUUGGUGAACCCAGCGGAGCUUCCGCGGGAGUUCCUAUCAGUUGUUGAACAUCUGAGUAACACAGAGCAGAGUGCUGAGAACAAUUACAUCUCCCUCAUCCAGCACCUCUACCAAGCCAACCUGGGCCCUUCCAGCCAGAUUUCGGCCAUUGGAGAUGCACUCAAGUCUAAGACUUUAGCAGAACUUGAAGCCAUCUUUGCAGACUUGACGGAGGCGUUGGAGCACUCGGCCAGCGAGAAUAACGCGGAUAAAUCCCGUGAUUGGCUGAAGGACAGAUUGCGGGAAAUCGGGACAGAAGCAGGGCUGCUGGGGGAUGCAGAAGUUCCUAUUUCCACCGAUCACUUCCUGCCGAUCUCACUGCCGGUGCCCAAAUGUUACACGUACAGCUGGGACCAGGACAACUUUGAUGUGCUGAAUAAUAUCAUUUUAAAUGAAGGAAACACUAGAGCAACAAGUCUUUCUCCGGAGUAUGAAGUCAAUGAGGAAGACGACGAGGAUGAGGAUGAGGAUGAAGAGGAAUUGGAGGAGGUAGAGGAGGAGGUGAAUAACGAGGGUCACCAACAGGACUCAGUUUUUUCCCAUCAGUCAAGGCGCUUUGUCUAUUGGAACAUACCGAGCAACCUAGAGGGGGAAAUUGCCACCACCAGUCUGCCACCAGACAUAGACAACAGCACAAAGUCCUUUGUAUCUAGCUUGUCCAGCUGCGUGGACAGCGGAUACAUGGAAGACAGCGAUGACAGCUCCCAGGAGAUGUCCGACAAAACAGAGUUCCGAGAAGAAAGGGUCAACCGAAAGUUCACCCAGAAGAUAUGCAAGUUUUUUAAACCACGGAGUAAUGGACCCAAAGCCAAGCUUAAGGCAGAGAUGGGCUAUUCUCCCACCCAUUCACUAAUGGGCUCAAUGUCCAACCUUCAACAGAAUCUCCCCUUGAGGCGAGCAGGAAGCCUGUACACCCCACAAGCCAGAAGAAUACCGGCGCGGUCCAAGAGGUCCCAGUCACUUCCUCAGAAUGCUCUUGGCGCCCAUAUUUGGGAGAUCCAACAGAAUCAGAAGCUAGCCUUAAAGAGAAGACCAUUUUUGAGCUGCAACGAGGACUCCAAAGCAUCAACUUUGAGGGUUGUGGUGUUUGGUUCCGACAGAAUUUCUGGGAAAUUAGCUCGGGCUUACAGCAAUCUAAGGCUGAAGGAAAGCAGCUGUCCCUUGUUAACAAGGUUUUUUAAGCUGCAGUUGUUCUACGUUCCAGUGAAGAGGACCAGUCCUUCUCCGUGUAUAUCACUGACAAGCCCCAGUUCCCCAGUAAAGUCUCCCAGCCCGUCUGGACAGGUCAGCCAAGAGGAUGUGACGGGAGACGAGGAAAGCACUAACGAUAUCUCUCACUACAUCGGGAUGUUGGACCCGUGGUACAAGCGUAAUAUCCAGGGUCUGAUGGACCUCUCCACCCCUGCGCUCUGCCAGCCGUCUACACCUGAAAAUGACUUGGCGGACACACGGAAAAUGCCCAUCCUUGCCGACAUGGUGCUGUAUUAUUGCCGGUUUGCCAAGCGGUCUUUGCUUCUGCAGCUGUACCGAGCCGAGAUCACCUUUGAUGGCGGAAGAAAACAGACCGAAGUCUUCAUCCAGUCUCUGGAGCUUGGUCAUUCUGCGGCUCUAAGAGCCAUCAAAGCUUCAGGACCUGGCUGUAAGAGGCUCGGAAUAGAUGGCGACCGUGAAGCAAUACCGUUUACACUACAAAUUGUCUACAGCAAGUCCAGCGUGAGCGGCCGAAGCCGAUGGAGUGACGGAGAGAAAGUCUGUACGUCAGUCAGCUUGAGGAAAGCAUGCAGUUCGUAUGAGGAACUUGAUGCCAGAAUGGAAUGUCUGAAUCUCACUGUGCGGGAGGUGGUGAAAAGGCAAAACUCCAAGACGAAGAAAAGCUUCAACCAGAUCAGCAUUUCACAAAUCAAAGUAGACAAAGCGCAGAUCAUUGCGCAGAAUGGAGGAACGUUCCCCUUGUGCCUGGACCAGGAUGAGCGCAAGAUUCUUCAGAGGGUCAUCAAGUGUGAGGUUUCGCCGUGCUACAAGCCUGAAAUCAGAGACUUCCGUAAAAUCUACAGGCCGCACUGGUCACAGACGGCUCACGACCAGUUCUGUUCCCUCCUGUGCCUGCCAGUGGCGACGUUCAGCGGUGGUCACCUCUAGAGGGCGGUGUUGGCAACACAGAACCCAUUAACCAUUGACCGCGUCCUCUA
Messenger RNA from Nanorana parkeri, 2717 nucleotides. RefSeq names its product phosphoinositide-3-kinase regulatory subunit 5 (gene PIK3R5). NCBI's taxonomy places the organism in Eukaryota, Metazoa, Chordata, Amphibia, Anura, Dicroglossidae. The transcript has 18 exons. The record is from RefSeq and is a predicted model, not a curated record. Gene Ontology annotation, molecular function: 1-phosphatidylinositol-3-kinase regulator activity. Gene Ontology annotation, cellular component: phosphatidylinositol 3-kinase complex, class IB. The coding region runs from base 1 to 2667 and encodes 888 amino acids. Gene Ontology annotation, biological process: G protein-coupled receptor signaling pathway; positive regulation of MAP kinase activity.